This is a messenger RNA of Knipowitschia caucasica, 336 nucleotides long. NCBI's taxonomy places the organism in Eukaryota, Metazoa, Chordata, Actinopteri, Gobiiformes, Gobiidae. The record is from the annotation of a GenBank genome assembly.
AUGGUUACUCCGGGGACUCUAAACGGCGGUGAGUGUUGUGUGCUGGAGCUGAAUAGAUCCACGGCUUCUCCACAGUCAACAGACGUCACCAACUUUAAAACCAGACCGCUGUUUGUACGCAUCAGUCUGUCUUACCCUGACGCCUCUGCGCUGCCAGCUCUGGGGACGCGCGAUCCACGCGCUCUGACAGUUCCCACGAUGAGCAGCCUCCACAGAGACCCUCUCACAGAGACCCUCUCACAGAGACCCUCUCACAGAGACCCACUCGCUGAGACUCAAAUAGAGCUGAAGAAGUCCCGGCUUGAGCUGGAUGUGUCCAAACUUUUAAACUGCUGA